Messenger RNA from Closterium sp. Naga37s-1, 5124 nucleotides. The record is from the annotation of a GenBank genome assembly. Lineage: Eukaryota; Viridiplantae; Streptophyta; Zygnematophyceae; Desmidiales; Closteriaceae.
AUGCAAUACCCACAACUCUGUCGCCUCCACCACGAGGAUGCACUCUGCCUUUUUGGCAAGCCCAGCAAGCGACAAAGGUAUGGACCCCCCUCGACAGAGGGGGGGAUGGAGGAACCACCCGAAGACACUAUCGGCGGCUUCGUAGGCGGCAGCGACACCAUCUCCAGCUGGGACCUGGACGCGACGGACGAGGGCGAGUGCGGUCAUGGGGUGCACAGGCAAGGUACUGGUGAUGACGCGGCGAUGGCUGCAUGGGAGGCACACCGCCGGCGACUGCAGGAGUCUCAUGAUAGGCGGCGGAGGGCCCUGGGAAAUCCCUUGGCCUCGCCUGGCCCAAAGGCAGGAACAGAGACGGAGAGCCCGGGCGGAAAUGCAGCAGUGGAGUCCAGCGGGGACCCAGCCCUCGAGGCAGGAGGGGGGGCAGCAGAACUGGCUGUUGGGGGAGGUCCGGAAGCCACAAGCAAGGGGGCAGCAGGUGCUGCCGGCGGGAGGGCAGAAGGAGCUGCUGGCGAGAGGGGAGCAGCAGCUGCUGGCGAGAGGGGAGCAGGAGCUGCCGGCGAGAGGGGAGCAGGAGCUGCCGGCGAGAGGGGAGCAGGAGCUGCCGGCGAGAGGGCAGCAAGAGCCGCAGGCAAGAGGGCGGCAGGCGCGCAAGUGGUAGAAGUGGAGAUGGCCGAGCUACAGCCAGAGGUGCAGCAGGACCAAUCGGGGAACCGGGCCCGGCCACACGCAGGAGGGCAGCAGGAGCCGCCCGGGGGAGAGCAGCAUGAGCUGCCAAGGGAAGAGCAGCACGAGCUGCCGGCAAGGGAGCAGCAAGCAAGGGAGCAGCAAGCGGUAGAAGUGGAGAUGGCCGAGCUACAGCCAGAGGCACAGCAGGACCAAUCGGGAAACCAGGCCUGGCCACAGGCAGGAGGGCAGCAGGGGCCGCCCGGGGGAGAGCAGCAUGAACUGCCAAUGGAAGAGCAGCAGAAGCCGCCGGGGGUGGGGCAGCUGCCGGAGCGGGAGCAGCAAGCGGUGGAUGUGGAGAUGGCCGAGCUACUGCCAGAGCUGCAGCAGGACCAAUCAGGGAACCAGGCCCGGCUGCAGGCACGAGGGCAGCAGGAGAUGCUGGGGGAAGAGCGGCAGGAGCUGCCAACAGGAGGGCAGCUGGAGCUGUUGGGGGGAGGGCAGCAGGAGCGGUCGGAGGGGGAGCGGCGGGAGUUGCCGGCGCGGGGGCAGCUGGAGGUCGCUAGUGCGGACUCUACUAGCCAAGCGAAGAGAACCCGGGCACGGGGCCGAGGCGGGAGACGACACGCCCGUAAGACGCAAGGGCGGACUGGAAGCGGUGCUGCCGCACAGCAGGCGGAGGGGCAGCCGGGGGCGACCGAGACACCCCCGGGAGCCCCGCGGGUGGGGGGGCAGCCCCGGGUGCCUGGGGCGCCCCAAGGAGAGCAGCAGCCAGGGGGGCAGCCGGGGGUGACCGGAGCACCCCAGGGAGAGCAACAGGCAGGAGGGCAGCCGAGGGUGCCCCGGGCACCCCAGGGAGUGCAGCACGCAGGGGGGCAGCCGAGGGUGCCCAGGGCACCCCAGGGAGUGCAGCAGGCAGGAGGGCAGCAGGGGGUGCCCGGGGCACCCCAGGGAGUGCAGCAGGCAGGAGGGCAGCCGAGGGUGCCCGGAGCACCCCAGGGAGUGCAACAGGCAGGGGGGCAGCCGGGGGUGCCCGGGGCACCCCAGGGAGUGCAGCAGGCAGGAGGGCAGCCGAGGGUGCCCGGAGCACCCCAGGUAGUGCAACAGGCAGGGGGGCAGCCGGGGGUGCCCGGGGCACCCCAGGGAGUGCAGCAGGCAGGAGGGCAGCCGAGGGUGCCCGGGGCACCCCAGGGAGUGCAGCAGGCUGGAGGGCAGCCGAGGGUGCUCGGAGCACCCCAGGGAGCGCAGCAGGCAGGGGGGCAGCCGGGGGUGCCCGGGGCACCCCAGGGAGUGCAGCAGGCAGGUGGGGAGACGGGGGUGCCCGGAACACCCCAGGGAGUGCAGCAGGCAGGAGGGCAGCCGAGGGUGCCCGGGGCACCCCAGGGAGUGCAGCAGGCAGGGGGGCAGCCGGGGGUGCCCGGAGCACCCCAGGGAGUGCAGCAGGCAGGAGGGCAGCCGAGGGUGCCCGGAGCACCCCAUGGAGUGCAGCAGGCAGGAGGGCAACCGAGGGUGCCCGGGGCACCCCAGGGAGUGCAGCAGGCAGGAGGGCAGCCGAGGGUGCCCGGGGCACCCCAGGGAGUGCAGCAGGCAGGUGGGGAGCCGGGGUUGCCCGGAGCACCCCAGGGAAUGCAGCAGGCAGAAGGGCAGCCGAGGGUGCCCGGGGCACCCCAGGGAGUGCAGCAGGCAGGAGGGGCACCCCAGGGAGUGCAGCAGGCAGGAGGGCAGCAGGGGGUGCCCGGGGCACCCCAGGGAGUGCAGCAGGCAGGAGGGCAGCCGAGGGUGCCCGGAGCACCCCAGGGAGUGCAACAGGCAGGGGGGCAGCCGGGGGUGCCCGGGGCACCCCAGGGAGUGCAGCAGGCAGGAGGGCAGCCGAGGGUGCCCGGAGCACCCCAGGGAGUGCAACAGGCAGGGGGGAAGCCGGGGGUGCCCGGGGCACCCCAGGGAGUGCAGCAGGCAGGAGGGCAGCCGAGGGUGCCCGGGGCACCCCAGGGAGUGCAGCAGGCUGGAGGGCAGCCGAGGGUGCCCGGAGCACCCCAGGGAGCGCAGCAGGCAGGGGGGCAGCCGGGGGUGCCCGGGGCACCCCAGGGAGUGCAGCAGGCAGGUGGGGAGACGGGGGUGCCCGGAACACCCCAGGGAGUGCAGCAGGCAGGAGGGCAGCCGAGGGUGCCCGGGGCACCCCAGGGAGUGCAGCAGGCAGGAGGGCAACCGAGGGUGCCCGGGGCACCCCAGGGAGUGCAGCAGGCAGGGGGGCAGCCGGGGGUGCCCGGAGCACCCCAGGGAGUGCAGCAGGCAGGAGGGCAGCCGAGGGUGCCCGGAGCACCCCAUGGAGUGCAGCAGGCAGGAGGGCAACCGAGGGUGCCCGGGGCACCCCAGGGAGUGCAGCAGGCAGGAGGGCAGCCGAGGGUGCCCGGGGCACCCCAGGGAGUGCAGCAGGCAGGUGGGGAGCCGGGGGUGCCCGGAGCACCCCAGGGAAUGCAGCAGGCAGAAGGGCAGCCGAGGGUGCCCGGGGCACCCCAGGGAGUGCAGCAGGCAGGAGGGCAGCCCUGGGUGCCCGGGGCGCCCCAAGGAGAGCAGCAGCCAGGGGGGCAGCCGGGGGUGACCGGAGCACCCCAGGGAGAGCAACAGGCAGGAGGGCAGCCGAGGGUGCCCCGGGCACCCCAGGGAGUGCAGCAGGCAGGGGGGCAGCCGAGGGUGCCCAGGGCACCCCAGGGAGUGCAGCAGGCAGGAGGGCAGCAGGGGGUGCCCGGGGCACCCCAGGGAGUGCAGCAGGCAGGAGGGCAGCCGAGGGUGCCCGGGGCACCCCAGGGAGUGCAGCAGGCAGGAGGGCUGCCGAGGGUGCCCGGGGCACCCCAGGGAGUGCAGCAGGCAGGUGGGGAGACAGGGGUGCCCGGAACACCCCAGGGAGUGCAGCAGGCAGGAGGGCAGCCGAGGGUGCCCGGGGCACCCCAGGGAGUGCAGCAGGCAGGAGGGCAGCCGAGGAUGCCUGGGGCACCCCAGGGAGUGCAGCAGGCAGGUGGGGAGCCGGGGGUGCCCGGAGCACCCCAGGGAGUGCAGCAGGCAGGAGGGCAGCCGAGGGUGCCCGGGGCACCCCAGGGAGUGCAACAGGCAGGGGGGCAGCCGGGGGCGCCCGGGGCACCCCAGGGAGUGCAGCAGGCAGGAGGGCUGCCGAGGGUGCCCGGGGCACCCCAGGGAGUGCAGCAGGCAGGUGGGGAGACGGGGGUGCCCGGAACACCGCAGGGAGUGCAGCAGGCAGGAGGGCAGCCGAGGGUGCCCGGGGCACCCCAGGGAGUGCAGCAGGCAGGAGGGCAACCGAGGGUGCCCGGGGCACCCCAGGGAGUGCAGCAGGCAGGGGGGCAGCUGGGGGUGCCCGGAGCACCCGAGGGAAUGCAGCAGGCAGGAGGGCAGCCGAGGUUGCCCGGGGCACCCCAGGGAGUGCAGCAGGCAGGAGGGCAGCCGAUGGUGCCCGGGGAACCCCAGGGAGUGCGGCAGGCAGGAGGGCUGGGAGUGCAGCAGGCAGGAGGGCGGCCGAGGGUGCCCGGAGCACCCCAGGGAGAGCAGCAGGCAGGGGGGCAGCCGGGGGUGACCGGAGCACCCCAGGGAGAGCAGCAGCUAGGGGGGCAGCCGGGGGUGACCCGAGCACCCCAGGGCGAGCAGCAGGCAGGGGAGCAGCCGGGGGUGACCGGAGCACGCCAGGGAGUGCAGCAGGCAGGAGGGCAGCCGAUGGUGCCCGGGGAACCCCAGGGAGUGCAGCAGGCAGGAGGGCAGGGAGUGCAGCAGGCAGGAGGGCAGCCGAGGGUGCCCGGAGCACCCCAGGGAGAGCAGCAGGCAGGGGGGCAGCCGGGGGUGACCGGGGCACCCCAGGGAGCGCAGCAGCCAGAGGGGCAGCCGAGGGUGCCCUGGGCACCCCAAGGAGCGCAGCAAGCAGGGGGGCGAUCGAUGGACGACCAGGAGCAACAGUUGGAGGAGUGGUGUCGACUUUUGGAGUUUGAUACCCCCAUGGCGACUGCGGAGGAGUCAGAGGCGGACGAAGAACCUCCCAUGCCGCCUUCCCCAUGCCCCCGCUUUCCGUGUGACACGUGUUUCCACACUUUCGCUACGCGAGGGGCCGCUGCGAACCACAUGAGGGUAUGCCGGGCGGCUGAGGCGGAGAGGCGUGCACAGGCUCUCGGCUCGAUUCCGUCUCUGGUGGAGACCGACACGCAGGAGCGAUCGACGCCGCGGGAAUUUGGGGACGAGGCGUGGGCUGGGGUUACGUCAUGGGAAUGGGAAACUUUUUUCAGUGUGGAGGCGGUUGGAGGGAGGACAGUGCGCCGGAUCCCACAGCGGGCCAGGCAUAGGUCAGAAGGCGCUGAUCACAGAGCGGUUGGGUGCGUUCUGGGAGGGGAGGUGGCGGGAGCUGUUCGACUCUGCCAUGGUGGCGGCGCGGCCAGCAGUUCGCCCACUUUCCUACACUUGCUCUGA